Haemonchus placei is the source of this 399-nucleotide messenger RNA. The record is from the annotation of a GenBank genome assembly. Lineage: Eukaryota; Metazoa; Nematoda; Chromadorea; Rhabditida; Trichostrongylidae.
CUUUUGCAGAUAGUUCAUAACUUUUCAGCUACCUUUUCCUUGAAGUGUCAUCAGUGCAAUGGUUGGUUGGGCAGCUAUCCGUUCACCCAGGCCAGCACAUGUGACAACCGGAACAACCAUUGUGAAACAAAUAAUUACUGCGUGAGGAUACUGGACACAAUGAAUCCGGGAGUUGAAUAUGUUACAUUCAAAAGUGACUGUUAUUAUCAAGCCAAUUUACAAGUCAAUCCUCAGAACCUCUCAUAUGUUCAAAGCGGAUCAUGUUUCCCGUAUCAAGACGGAUCAGCUCCGGUCAAAAGAUGGUUUUACUGUUUCUGCAACGAUCGGGACUACUGCAACACUUCUAUUACAGUACCCCUGUUUCCUGCGAUAAUCAUGAUGAUUUUGAAAUGUUUCUGA